AUGUUUGCUUUUUUCUCUUCUUCUCUCCCCAAAGAACGAGAGACGACUCAAAACCAGACCACAGCCCUAGUACAGACGGGAAAGGUGCGCAUUGUGAGAGAUAGACAUGCUCUCUUGUUUGUCUGGCAAGCUGUUCCAUUUGACCGGUCGAAUAGAUGGCUAGAUGACCGGAUAGGUGUUGUCAUUCCCCUGGUCACCGUACCACCAGCCGCCAACUAA
This is a messenger RNA of Trichophyton benhamiae CBS 112371, 219 nucleotides long. RefSeq lists its product as uncharacterized. Bases 1 to 219 code for a protein of 72 amino acids. The transcript has a single exon. NCBI's taxonomy places the organism in Eukaryota, Fungi, Ascomycota, Eurotiomycetes, Onygenales, Arthrodermataceae. The record is from RefSeq and is a predicted model, not a curated record.